GUAUGGAAAUCCUUUAAAUAAAUACAUUAGACAUUAUGAAGGAUUAUCUUAUGAUGUGGAUUCAUUGCACCAAAAACACCAGCGUGCCAAAAGAGCAGUUUCGCACGAGGACCAGUUUUUACGCCUAAAUUUCCAUGCCCAUGGAAGACAUUUCAAUCUUCGAAUGAAGAGGGAUACUUCCCUUUUCAGUGAUGAAUUUAAAGUAGAAACAUCAAAUGAUGUGCUUGAUUAUGAUACCUCUCAUAUUUAUACUGGACAUAUUUUUGGUGAAGAAGGAAGUUUUAGCCAUGGGUCUGUUGUGGAUGGAAGAUUUGAAGGGUUCAUCAGGACUCUUGGUGGCACCUUUUAUGUUGAGCCAGCAGAGAGAUACAUUAAAGACCGAACGUUGCCGUUUCACUCUGUCAUUUAUCACGAAGAUGAUAUCAACUAUCCCCAUAAAUAUGGCCCUCAGGGGGGCUGUGCAGAUCAUUCAGUAUUUGAAAGGAUGAGGAAAUAUCAGUUAACUGGUGUAGAAGAAGUGAUAAAGAAGCCUCAAGAAGAAUAUGCUGCUAAUGGUCCAGAACUCCUGAGGAAAAAACGUACAACUUCAGCUGAAAGAAACACUUGUCAGCUUUUCAUUCAGACUGAUCAUCUGUUCUUUAAGUAUUACGGGACACGGGAAGCUGUGAUUGCCCAGAUAUCCAGUCACGUUAAAGCGAUUGAUACAAUUUACCAGACUACAGACUUCUCUGGGAUCCGUAACAUCAAGUUCAUGGUGAAACGAAUAAGAAUCAACACAACUGCAGACGAGAAGGACUCUACAAAUCCUUUCCGAUUCCCCAACAUCGGUGUGGAGAAGUUUCUGGAAUUGAAUUCGGAGCAGAAUCAUGAUGAUUACUGUUUGGCCUAUGUCUUCACUGACCGGGAUUUUGAUGAUGGUGUUCUUGGUCUGGCUUGGGUUGGAGCACCUUCAGGAAGCUCUGGAGGAAUAUGUGAAAAAAGUAAGCUCUAUUCAGACGGUAAGAAGAAGUCCUUAAACACUGGGAUCAUUACUGUGCAGAACUAUGGGUCUCACGUGCCUCCCAAAGUCUCUCACAUCACUUUUGCUCAUGAAGUUGGACACAACUUUGGAUCGCCACAUGAUUCUGGAACAGAGUGCACUCCAGGAGAAUCUAAAAAUUUAGGACAGAAAGAAAAUGGCAAUUACAUCAUGUAUGCAAGAGCCACAUCUGGGGACAAGCUCAACAACAACAAAUUCUCACUCUGUAGUAUUCGAAAUAUAAGCCAGGUUCUUGAGAAGAAGAGAAACAACUGUUUUGUUGAAUCUGGCCUGCCCAUCUGUGGAAAUGGAAUGGUAGAACAAGGUGAGCAGUGUGAUUGUGGCUACAGUGACCAGUGUAAAGAUGACUGCUGCUAUGAUGCAAACCAACCAGAGGGGAAAAAAUGCAAGCUGAAACCCGGGAAACAGUGCAGCCCCAGUCAAGGUCCCUGUUGUACAUCACAGUGUGCGUUCAAGUCGAAGUAUGAGAAGUGUCGGGAUGAUUCAGACUGUGCCAAAGAAGGGAUGUGUAAUGGUAUCACAGCCCUCUGCCCCGCGUCGGACCCUAAGCCGAACUUCACAGACUGCAACAGGCAGACGCAAGUGUGCAUUAAUGGGCAAUGUGCAGGCUCUAUCUGUGAGAAGUAUGGCUUGGAGGAGUGCACCUGUGCCAGUUCUGAUGGCAAAGAUGAUAAGGAAUUAUGUCACGUUUGCUGUAUGAAGAAAAUGGAGCCAGCAACUUGCGCCAGCACGGGGUCUACGCAGUGGAAUAAGUAUUUCCGUGGUCAAACCAUCACCCUGCAGCCUGGCUCCCCUUGCAACGAUUUCAGAGGCUACUGUGAUGUUUUCAUGCGGUGUCGGUUGGUAGAUGCUGAUGGACCUCUAGCUAGGCUUAAGAAAGCAAUUUUUAGCCCAGAGCUCUAUGAAAACAUUGCUGAAUGGAUUGUGGCUCAUUGGUGGGCAGUGUUACUUAUGGGGAUUGCCUUGAUCAUGCUAAUGGCUGGAUUCAUUAAGAUAUGCAGUGUCCAUACUCCGAGUAGUAAUCCAAAGUUGCCUCCUCCUAAACCACUUCCAGGCACUUUAAAGAGGAGGAGACCUCCGCAGCCCAUUCAGCAACCCCAACGCCAAAGGCCCCGGGAGAGCUAUCAGAUGGGACACAUGAGACGUUGACUGCCGCUUUUGCUGUGGUCCUUCCUAGUGCCUAUAGUGGAAACUCACUCCAAAGAGAACCUAUCAAGUCAUCCCCCCAGCUAACCCUCACACAUAGCAGUCGAAGAAACAAAUGGCAAGAAAGCAUGUCCUCAGCCCAGGUGGAAUUACUUAAAAUUGAAUGCUUGGAAAUUCCAAUUUGGGGGGUGGGGGGUUAGAAAAGGAACCUGGUUUUCUAUGGACAGCUGUUUUUAACCCAGUGGCACAGGCUUAGGGUAUUAGUACGUGCCUAGGUUCCCUGUUCUUCAUUGCUGCAUUUUCUUCACUUGCAGGCAAACUUGGCUCUCGAUAACUUUUAUCACAAAUUGAAAUAUCUCUCUCUCUAUAUUUUUUUCAACUGCCAUUCAAGGCUAGGCGGCUCAGCCACCUCAACAUUGGAGACAUCACUUGCCAGUGUACAUACCUUGUUAUAUGCAGACAUGUAUUUCAUACGUACACUGUACUUCUGUGUGCAAUUGUAAACAGAAAUUGCAAUAUGGAUGUUUCUUUGUAUUAUAAAAUUUUUCCGCUCUUAAUGAAAAAUUACUGUUUAAUUGACAUACUCAGGAUAACAGAGAAUGGUGGUAUUCAGUGGUCCAGGAUUCUGACAUGCUUUACACAGGCAGUUUGAAGUGAGGAUCAAUCUCCCUCUUUCUUACGAUGGAGUUGGUUCUGAUCUUCAUUUUAUUUUUAUCAAGUGGCUGCUAAGAAGAGCACAGGAGUUACUACGCAGAAGAACACAGUCAGGAAGUGUGAUAACUGGACAUAUGCAGCAUACUACUUCAGAAUUAGCUCUUUGUGUCAGUGUCUGAUUUCUGCGUGCUUAUUUUAAACUUUCUGAUUCAAGUCCGUUAUUUGAAUUGGGGGGGAAUUAUUUUCAUGCUUCGCUAGAGAUCAUGUCAAUGAUUCUUUUUAUUUGUAGCCUACUUACUUGUGUUUUCCAUAUACCUAAAGUAUGCUGAUUGUGUUUUUUCCCCUCCUGCCUGAUAGGGAAAAGAAAAGCUGUGUCUUUAUUGUGUCGAGAGAAGAUUUGAACAGUUUCCCCCCCCAGCAUACUAUCACUGGUCAUGGGUAACCACUAAGGAACAGUUCACUCAACUAGGUGAAAUUGUAGAUAGGCCUUCUUACGUUCCCCCUCCCCACCUUAAACUAUUUUAACAGUACUAAAGGUGAAACAGCACAAUGCCCUAUCCCAAAUUUAUUUUUUAAGCUGAUGUAAAUAAUUGGCAUUUUAAAGAAAGAAAGCAAAAGCAUUUAAUGUAUUAACAGGCUUAUUGCUAUGCAGGAAGUGGAAGGGGGCAUUACAAAAAAAUUAAGCUUGUGACGUAUAUAUUGCUUCUGUUUUCCAACUGCAUCCCUUACAUUAGAGUAAACAGCUGUGAUUUUCCUGGCUUUACAUAGGAGACAAAUUUAGGGAAGGUUGAAAAAAUUUCUGUGUUUGGGCUUUUUUUCACCCCUCCUUUUUUUCUUAAGAGUAUAAGGUUUACACAAUCAUUCUCAUAAUGUGACGCAAGCCAGCAAGGCCAAAAAUGCUAGAGAAAAUAACGGGCUCUCUUCCUUGUAAACUUGUACAGUACAUGGUGACUUUUUCAAAAUACAGCUUUUUGUACAUGAUUUAGAGACAAAUUUUGUACAUGAAACCCCAGAUAGACUAUAAAUAAUUCUAAACAAACAAGUAGGUAUAUAUGUAUGUAAUUGCUUUUAAAUCAUUUAAAUGCCUUUUUUUUUGGACUGUGCAAAGGUUGGAAAUGGGUUUGCAUUUCUAAAAUGGUGACUUUUAUUCUGCAAGGGUUCUUAGUAACUUCUCGAGUGUGGUAGACUUUGGAACAUGUAAAUUUUUUGCUUGUAAUGUUAUCCUGUGGUAGGAUUUUGGCAGGUACACACUGCCCUAUUUUAUUUGAGUCUGCGUUAAAUGUUUUCUGAAAAGAGAUAAUGUGCACUGAACUCUUUCCACUGCAGAUCAAGAUGUGGUCAAAGAAAAUGGUCAACAUGAAUGGGAUCUAUUACUACUGUCAGUUUAAUGUCCACUGUGUUUUAUACAGUAUCUUUUUGUUCACUUUGGAAAUUUUUACUAAAAAUUGCAAAAAUAAAAGUAUUGUGCAAAGAUGUAAGGAUUUUUGAAACUUGAAAUGCAUUAAUAAAUAGACUUGAUGAAAUCAA
Messenger RNA from Echinops telfairi (small Madagascar hedgehog), 4366 nucleotides. It is a transcript of the gene ADAM10, whose product is annotated as ADAM metallopeptidase domain 10. Gene Ontology annotation, biological process: membrane protein ectodomain proteolysis; Notch signaling pathway. The record is from RefSeq and is a predicted model, not a curated record. Lineage: Eukaryota; Metazoa; Chordata; Mammalia; Afrosoricida; Tenrecidae. The transcript is spliced from 15 exons. Gene Ontology annotation, molecular function: metalloendopeptidase activity involved in amyloid precursor protein catabolic process. The coding region runs from base 164 to 2188 and encodes 674 amino acids. Gene Ontology annotation, cellular component: plasma membrane; synaptic membrane.